Rhagoletis pomonella (apple maggot) is the source of this 1982-nucleotide messenger RNA. RefSeq names its product peptide transporter family 1-like. Lineage: Eukaryota; Metazoa; Arthropoda; Insecta; Diptera; Tephritidae. Gene Ontology annotation, molecular function: dipeptide transmembrane transporter activity. The record is from RefSeq and is a predicted model, not a curated record. Bases 579 to 1943 code for a protein of 454 amino acids. Gene Ontology annotation, cellular component: membrane. The transcript has 6 exons. Gene Ontology annotation, biological process: oligopeptide transport; transmembrane transport.
CACCAAUACGUACGUGAAUAGCCGUAAUGAUUAUUGGCUACAUACAAGCGCGCACGUACGAUAACGCUUCACAAAGUAGGCACUUGGCAAGCUAACGUGUUUGCGGCAUAACGUUGACACUUUUUUUUAUUUACUAGAGUGCCACUACAAAUGCAUAUACAUAUGUAUACCCACAUACAUAAGUAUGUACACGGAUAUGAAGUGUGACUUUGGUGUGUGAUUGUAGGUGUUUCGAUAUGGUUCAUUUGCUACUGAUCGCGCACUCAAUAUGUGUCAGCGCUAAUUCUAAAAAAUCAGUCUGUUAAUCGCCGUUAACGGGCUUAGACGUACAUCCUCCCCAGCACGGGUAAAAAAAUAAACGAAUAACUCGCAAACCAAGUGUGAACGCGAGUGCACUUUACGCGAAUGUCGCGAUUUAUUUGAAACAAAAAAAAAAAAAAACGCAAUUUGAAAAGUGAAAUAUACAAAUAAGGGAUGUACGUAUAAUUAACAAAGGCGGUACGAAAAAGGAUCGAAAUUACACAAAAAGUGAAAGCAAAAGAUCUUGGAUUAAGCGUCACUGGACCUCCGUUGGCAACAUGACGGAAGAAAAUGAUAAUAAACCCAAAACUGGUGAAGUUCAGUUAUCUGCUUCAGAACCUUUAGCCAAUGGCAAAUCCACGGAGGAUAGCAUCUCUGAGGCUCAAACAGUGUCCGAAAUUUCAGCGGAACCAAAAAGUUUACCUCCUUUGAGCCUAAAUGGAAAGGACAAAAAGGAAGCGGAAACCGAGCAAAGCAUCGAACCACUAUCAAAUGUUUCGGAAGCAGAGGGACAAGUUAAGAAACUUCCGUAUCCAAAAUCGGUCUUCUUUAUCAUCAGCAAUGAGUUUUGCGAACGCUUCAACUACUAUGGCAUGCGCACCAUUCUCGUCUUGUACCUGACCCGACAACUCCUCUAUAGCGAUGACAAUGCCACCGUAAUCUUCCACAUCUUUACCAUGUUCGUUUACUUCCUAUGCGUUGUGGGUGCUAUCAUCUCCGAUAGUUGGCUUGGAAAAUUCAAAACGAUCUUUUAUCUCUCGCUUGUCUAUGUUACCGGUUCAGUAUUGGUUUCUCUCGGUGCUGUGCCUACAUUGAAUUUGCCCGCUAACACGUUUACAAUGAUCGGUUUGGCGUUAAUAGCGCUGGGCUCGGGCGGCAUAAAACCGUGCGUUUCCGCCUUUGGCGGUGACCAGUUCAAGAUACCCGAACAAGUGCAACAAAUUACGACAUUCUUCUCGCUCUUCUACUUUUCAAUCAAUGCUGGCUCAUUGGUUUCGACAACAGUAACACCAAUUCUGCGUGAAGAUGUUCAUUGCUUUGGCGAAAAGGAAUGUUAUUCAUUGGCUUUUGGCGUACCGGCUAUCCUAAUGGCUGUCUCGAUAGUUAUUUUCGUACUUGGCCGCCCAUUGUAUAAAAUUAAACCACCAGCGGGAAAUAUGGUGGUGUUGGUCAGCAAAACUAUUGGUAACGCCAUUGCUACAAAAUGGAAGGAGAAGAAGACCAAUCCUCGUGAACACUGGUUGGACUAUGCGGAUAAGAAGUAUGACCGUCAAUUGAUUGAAGAUGUGAAAGUGCUGAUGCGUAUUUUGGUACUUUAUCUGCCGCUGCCUGUCUUCUGGGCACUUUUCGAUCAGCAGGGCUCACGCUGGACUAUCCAGGCAACCCGGAUGGAUGGCGACAUGGGCUCAUGGGAUAUUAAACCCGAUCAAAUGCAAAUCUUAAAUCGCGUCUUGGUUUUGAUAUUCAUACCACUUUGUGAACUGGCAUUCUAUCCUUUACUUGGUCUGGUCGGUAUUCGUCGUCCUUUACAAAAGCUGACUUUGGGUGGAAUAUUCGCCGGCAUAGCUUUCAUUGCUUCCGGCUUGCUCGAACUACAAUUAGAGGUGAGUCAACUGCCAUCUAAGUGGUUUGGUGACAGAUAACAGUUAACUCCCAUUCGCAAUUCAACUUUAGAUAUUCAU